Messenger RNA from Lagopus leucura (white-tailed ptarmigan), 4650 nucleotides. RefSeq names its product mannose receptor C-type 1 (gene MRC1). The coding region runs from base 168 to 4544 and encodes 1458 amino acids. The transcript has 30 exons. Gene Ontology annotation, molecular function: signaling receptor activity. Gene Ontology annotation, biological process: receptor-mediated endocytosis. Lineage: Eukaryota; Metazoa; Chordata; Aves; Galliformes; Phasianidae. The record is from RefSeq and is a predicted model, not a curated record. Gene Ontology annotation, cellular component: plasma membrane.
AAUCAGCUUAGGAAAGCAAAGUUUGAACAGCGAAUUCCUGUUAUUUCUAAGCACCCCAUGUGACAGGAUAUUUCCUUAUCGUUUCGAGCCCAGAGCUUUCCCCCGAUCCACCGGCCCUUCACAAGUGCGGCGGAGCUGCCCGGCGGGCUCCUGUCCUCACAGCGGCGAUGGCUCCCGCCCCGCUCCUGCUGCUCCUCGCCUUUCUCCCCGGCGCUUUUCCGCUGCUGGAUACUAGCAUCUUUUUAAUAUAUAAUGAAGAACACAAGCGCUGUGUAUUGGCUCAGAGUUCUAAUUCAGUGACUACUGCUCCUUGUGUUCAAGAAAAUGAGUCUCAAAAAUUCAGGUGGGUUUCAGAUCACCAGCUUAUGAGCAUAGCAUUCAAAUUGUGCUUGGGAGUACCUUCGAAGAAAGACUGGGUUCCGAUCACUCUGUAUCCUUGUGACAAGGCUAGCGAACUUCAGCGAUGGGAAUGCAGAAAUGAGACUCUCUUUGCAAUCCAAGGGGAAGAUUUGUUUUUCAACUAUGGAAACAGACAGGAAAGGAAUAUUAUGCUUUACAAGGGAUCUGGUUUAUGGAGUAGGUGGAAAGUCUACGGAACUAAAGACGAUCUGUGUUCUCGAGGCUAUGAAGAUACCUACACAGUGAGAGGAAAUGCUGAGGGAGCACCUUGUGUAUUCCCUUUUAAAUUUGGUAAUAAGUGGUAUGCUGACUGCACAGAUGCUGGCAGAGCAGAUGGCUGGUUCUGGUGUGGAACCACUGCAGACUAUGAUGUUGACAGGAGAUAUGGAUUUUGCCCACUGAAAAUUAAUAGUAUUGAUUCGUUGUGGAAUACAGAUCCUCUAACAAAUGUCCAAUAUCAGAUAAACUCUGAGUCAGCACUGACGUGGCAUCAGGCAAGGAAAAGCUGUCAACAACAGAAGGCUGAGUUAUUAAGUAUCACAGAGUUGCAUGAACAAACAUACCUAGCAGGUUUGACUGGCAAGCUGAGUUCUGCUCUCUGGUUUGGCCUUAACAGCCUGAAUUUCGACAGCGGAUGGCAGUGGGUUGGUGGUGCUCCGUUUAGAUACUUAAAUUGGGUUCCAGGCCAUCCUUCUCCAGAACCUGGAAAAAUCUGUGCAGCAUUAAAUCCUGCCAAAGUUGCCAAGUGGGAGAAUUGGGAAUGUAACCAGAAGCUUGGCUAUAUUUGUAAGCGAGGAAAUGCUACUUUAGCAUCUUUCAUUGUUCCUACAGAGACUGAUGUGCCUAUUGUAUGUCCUGACCAAUGGAUAUCAUAUGCUGGUCACUGUUACAUAAUUCACAGGGACCCCAAAAUAUGGAAAGAUGCUUUAACAUCUUGCAGAAAGCAGGAUGGGGAUCUGGCUAGCAUCCAUAACGUUGAAGAGUACAGCUUUGUUAUUUCUCAGCUUGGGUACCAGCCAGAUGAUGAACUUUGGAUUGGGUUGAAUGACCUCAAGAUUCAGAUGUAUUUUGAAUGGAGUGAUGGGACACCUGUCACCUAUGCCAGGUGGCUUCGUGGAGAACCCACUCAUGCAAACAAUAGGCAGGAGGACUGCGUUGUUAUGAAGGGAAAGGAUGGAUUUUGGGCGGACCAUUCUUGUGAAAAGAAAAUUGGCUACAUCUGUAAAAGGAAGCCCCUGUCAGAAGCACCUACAGGAGAGGAAACUAUUGACAUGGGCUGCCAGAGAGGCUGGAAAAGGCAUGGUUUUUAUUGUUACUUCAUUGGGAAUACAUUUGUAACAUUUUCCCAAGCAAAUCAAACUUGUGAAAGGCAUAAAGCGUAUUUAGCAACUGUUCAAGACAGAUAUGAACAAGCCUAUCUGACUAGCCUGGUUGGGCUGAAAACAGAAAGAUACUUUUGGAUUGGACUUUCAGAUGUAGAAGAAAAGGGAACUUUCAAGUGGGCUAAUGGCGAAUAUGUCUUAUUUACACACUGGAAUUCUGAAAUGCCUGGAAGAAAGCCAGGCUGUGUUGCUAUGAGAACUGGAACUGCAGGUGGAUUAUGGGAUGUAAUAAAAUGUGAGGAAAAGGCAAAAUUCCUAUGUAAAAUGUGGGCAGAGGGAGUAACACCUCCACCUCUUCCUACAACAACUCCUGUUCCCAGUUGCCCAGAAGGCUGGGACUCAAACAAUCGUAUUAGCUUUUGUUUCAAACCUUUUUCAAAAGGAGAGCAAAAGAAAACAUGGCUUGAAUCUCAAGAGUUUUGUCGAACUAUAGGAGGAGAUCUUGCCUCCAUUAAUGGUAAAGAAGAGCAGUAUGUGAUAUGGCGUUCUAUUGCAAACAAUGGUUUUUACCACCAGCAUUUCUGGAUGGGCUUGUAUUACUUGAAUCCUGAUGAUGGCUUUGUCUGGAGUGAUGGAUCUCCGGUGAGGUAUGAGAACUGGGGCUUUGGGGAACCCAAUAAUUACCAAGGAAUUGAACUCUGUGCAGAGAUCAGUGGUGAUUCAAGCAUGCUUUGGAAUGACAGGCACUGUGAUUAUCUAUAUGGAUGGAUCUGCCAGAUAAGAAAAGGUGCAAGUUUAAAGCCCGAACCAACAGAAUCUCCUGUACCCAAGUAUGUGACUACUGAGGAUGGAUGGAUUAUAAAUGAAGACAGACAUUAUUAUUUCAGCACGGAGAGUGUUCCAAUGGAAAAAGGUCGAGAGUUUUGCAAACAGAACUUUGGAGAUCUGGCAGUCAUUGAGAGUGAAACUGAAAGAAAGUUCCUCUGGCGAUAUAUCUUGAAAAAUGGCAAAGAGGAAGCAUAUUUCAUUGGUUUGCAACUGAGUGUUGAUCAAAGGACAAGCUGGAUGGAUGGCACACCAGUGAAUUAUUUGGCAUGGGCACCACAUGAACCUAACUUUGCAAAUAAUGAUGAAAACUGUGUAGUCAUGUAUAAAAAUUUAGGAUUUUGGAAUGAUAUAAAUUGUGGUUAUCCAAAUCCCUACAUAUGUGAAAGGCACAACAGUUCCAUUAAUUCCACACUUCCUCCAACAACAUUUUCAACUCCAAGAGGAUGUAAUCCAACUUGGCUUUCCUUUCAGAAUAAGUGUUACAAAAUAUUUGGAUCUUCAGAAGAUGAACGUGUCACUUGGCAUGCCGCACGAACAGCUUGCAUGAAUUUAGGAGGAAACCUGGCUGCUAUCCCUAAUGAACAAGUGCAAGCUUUCCUCACCUUCCAUAUGAAAGAUUUUCUUACUGACACAUGGAUUGGAUUAAAUGAUAUAAAUCAUGAACUGAAGUUCCUCUGGACAGAUGGAACAGGAGUUUACUUUACAAAUUGGGCCAAAGGCUUCCCAUCAGGACAUAUGGGAUCAUACUCAUACGAUGGCCAGGCUGAUUGUGUUGUCAUGAGAAAUAAUCCUGUUAAGGAAGCAGGGAAGUGGGCUGAUGAGAGUUGUGAUAACAACAGAGGAUAUAUAUGCCAAAUUAAAGCAGAUGCUGAGUUUAUCCCUUCUACAACUACAGACCCAAAAAGCAUUAUCCGUUAUGGGAACAGUAGUUAUUUGUUCAUCCGUACUAAAAUGAAUUGGGAAGAUGCACGAGAAAACUGCAAACGUGAUCAGUUUGACCUUUCCAGCAUCUUAGACCCCUACAGUCAUUCAUUCCUGUGGCUAAAGAUAUUAAAGUAUGGGGUACCUAUAUGGAUUGGCCUUAACAGUAAUGUGACGAAUGGGCGUUAUGAGUGGAUUGAUAACUGGAGAAUGAAGUAUACUAAGUGGGCUGAAGGAGAGCCAAAGCAAAAAAUAGGCUGUGUUUAUCUAGACAUUUCUGGAUCCUGGAAGACGGGAUCCUGCAAUGAAAGUUACUUCUCUGUUUGCAAAAAGCCUGAUGUUCAAGCUCCUACUGAACCCCCUCAGCUUCCAGGGAAGUGUCCUGAAUCAGAAGGACACCGUUCUUGGAUUCCUUUCCGAGGUCAUUGUUACUAUAUAGAAUCUUCAUCAACAAGGAACUGGGCUCAGGCAUCAUUAGAAUGUCUUCGACUGGGUGCCUCUUUGGUAUCAGUUGAAGACUCAGCUGAAGCCAGCUUUCUGACAUACGUAAUUGAACCACUGGAAGGGAAGACAUCAACAUUUUGGACUGGAAUGUACAGAAAUGUAGAUGGGGAAUGGCUGUGGCUAGACAACACUGCGGUGAAUUUUGUCAACUGGAAUACAGGAGAGCCUUCCCCUCAACAAAAUGAGCACUGCGUUGAAAUGUAUGCAAACUCUGGAUACUGGAAUAAUAUCUAUUGCACUUCCUACAAAGGCUAUGUUUGUAAAAAGCUAAAAACAACUGAAAUACUGCCAUCAGCUGAAAUGCCACCAGCUGAAAUGCCUACAAAGGCAAUGACGAAGGAUGAGGAGGCCCCUACUCUAAGCCAUGGUAAAACAGGAAUUGUAGUUAUUGUUGUCGUCAUCAUCCUUGCUGGAAGCAGCCUUGCAGGCUAUCUCUUCUACAAAAGAAGAAAGAAUCGCUUGUCAACAAAUGACAGCUUUGAGAACAAUUUGUAUUUUAAUAGUGAUGGAACUGGAGACACAAAGGAUCUUGUGACCAACAUAGAACGGAAUGAACAUGCGACACUAUAGUAUAACAAAAUUGAUGUAAUAUGUAAUGUAAUACGUAAUGUAAUGUGCCUUGUUUUAAUAAAAUUAUGCAACUACAGUUGCGUAUUUUCUCAGUGCAAAUACUGUA